AUUUCCUCGCGCCGCUGUCCCUUCGUUUCCCCAGACAGUGCAGACCGAACCGAACAGGCGAACAGACAUUGGUUUUCCCCGCCGCGCAGCGCGCACACGCCUGCCUGCCAUUUCUAAAUCCGGGGCCGGUCAUCCUCUCUUGUUUCCGUGGCAACCGCGCCUCUCCUCCUUCCUUGCAGCGUGCCCCUGCGGGGGGCUGCGCGUGGAUCUGAUCUCGUCAAUUGUCGUGCUAUGUUUUUCUCCAGCGGCACGAAGUGAAGAACACGUUUUUGUGACGCCAUGGCUGUGGAAAGAGAUAUAUUUGGAAUUUCUGGGCCAACGUAUCUGAAAUCAAUCGAUUGGAACUGUGAGCAUAAUCGGAGAUCUGUGGCUGCAAGCUUAGUUCAGGCUGUAUAUGUGUUGGAGAGAGACCGGCAACUGAAUCAUCAAUCUUUUGAAGCCUUGGCACCUGCUUGGUGGGAAUUCCUCCAUUUUGAGCUGAUUCGCAAGCUGAUUGAUGAUGCUGAUAUGUCCAUAUUUGGUGCAAUAUUUGAAUUCAACCCUCCAAAGGAGGAAGCUUCUGGUGCAAAUGCUCCAAGAUUUGUCAUCGCAUUCAGAGGCACCAUAACAGAGAAGGAUACUAUCUCUAGGGACCUUUCCCUGGACCUGCACCUUGUUCAAAAUGGUCUCCACAGGACCUCGAGAUUUAAUAUAGCAAUGCAAGCUGUUCAAAACGUAGCCUCGGUUUUCCCUGGAUCCACGAUUUGGCUAGCAGGGCAUUCACUAGGCGCUGGCCUGGCCAUCCUUACGGGAAGAAACAUGGUUAAGAAGGGUGUGCUUUUAGAAAGCUUUCUCUUCAACCCACCGUUCGUUGCUGCUCCAGUUGAAAGGAUCAGGGACGAAAGGGUAAAGCACGGAUUUCGUAUUGCAAGAAGCGUGAUUACUGCUGGAUUGACUAUUGCCAUGAAAGCUAAAACUGAGGGUAGCAGUCAGAGAUCCGUCGCUGAAGAAUCUUUCAGCAUUUUGUCAUCAUGGACGCCGUACCUGUUCGUUAAUCCAGGAGACCACAUUUGCUCAGAGUACAUUGGGUACUUCCAGCACCGGAAGAACAUGGAGGAUCUUGGUGCCGGAUUUAUCGAGAAGCUUGCGACACAGAAUUCCAUCGGAGACCUGUUCUUCAAGGCACUAGGGUGGGAGUCAGAACCGCUGCACCUUCUUCCGUCUGCCGAUCUAAUCGUCAACGUGAGCCCUUCGUCUGAUUUCAAGUACGCUCACGGCAUCAGCCAGUGGUGGCAACCUGAGCUGAAUUUGCAGUGCAGUAAAUAUAGGUACUCAUAGUUGUACGUCGCUAGAAAUGAUGUCUCAGAAACUUAGUUAUCCUCUCUAUCCCUUCAGUUUAUUCAUGUGGUUCAUUCUGUUUGUUGUAGUGUUGGUUUCCCAGCUGUGGUAGACUAUUUCAGACAUAUUGACUGCAUUUUCCUGACCUGCAAAAUCUGUUGAUUGUGUGGAGU
This is a messenger RNA of Zea mays, 1490 nucleotides long. Its product is annotated as triacylglycerol lipase. The coding region runs from base 280 to 1317 and encodes 345 amino acids. The transcript is spliced from 3 exons. Lineage: Eukaryota; Viridiplantae; Streptophyta; Magnoliopsida; Poales; Poaceae. The record is from RefSeq and is marked validated. Gene Ontology annotation, biological process: lipid metabolic process.